Messenger RNA from Penicillium cosmopolitanum, 657 nucleotides. RefSeq lists its product as uncharacterized. Bases 1 to 657 code for a protein of 218 amino acids. The record is from RefSeq and is a predicted model, not a curated record. The transcript is spliced from 3 exons. Lineage: Eukaryota; Fungi; Ascomycota; Eurotiomycetes; Eurotiales; Aspergillaceae.
AUGGCUGCGCCCGCGAACCCUCUCUCCGGCCUCUCUGGCCUGGUCGGUCUCUCCGGCCUCACCACCACCUCCACCACCAACCCUGGCUCCGGCGAGGGAGCCUCUGGCGACUCCCACUCCUCCACCUCCGCCACCACCACCCUCACCCACGACCCGGAGACGAACUCCACCACAACGACCGUCACCACCACCGCCGAUGUCUUCCACAACUACCAGUGGAAGACGGAGGUGAUGGUGGUGGCUAUCGCCCUCAUCCUCCUCGUCUUCGUCUUUCUCGCUUGGUGGAUCUCCCUCAACAGCGCCGACAAGCGCCGGCUUGCCGCCAUCAACAACCCCGAGGGUGCCCGCGCCCUUCGCCAAGCAGACGCCGCCGACGCUGCCGCCAAUCCCCGCAAGGGGUGGCUUCCCUCUGCCUGCCGGCGUUUUUGGGUGUGGGUUUGGGUCGGCGAGGAGUCCUCCGUCCCCACCGCCACCCUCCAGGCGCUCGAGGACCUGAACAUCUCUGGCACUGCCGCUGUCUGUGCCGUCCGUGCCGCCCGCGAGGCCCGCGCCAACGCCGGACCUGCCGACGCUGCCGCCGCUUUGGACCACGCGGUCAAAACCAUGGAGGACCACAAGGCGCGUGUCGCUGAGAUGCUGCGGGGGCUCCGGAAGUAG